GAGAUAGGUAGACCGUGGGCUUUAGAACUUGGAUUUACGAUUCUGUGUGAGGGAUGGCGAAGGACAACGGCGAUGGGCUGGCGGCGAUUGCGGGGCGGAUCGGCGUGGUCGGGUCCGUCGUGCUGAACGUCGCAACGCUGGCGAUCUACCUUCGUGGCCGUUUCCUCUUGAGCGCCGCCGCUGCCGCCGAGAAGCAGGCAAGCAAAAAGGUGAAGAAGGCGGCGGCUGUCGCCCCGUCCUCUGGCAAGCCUCCCGUCUUGCCUGACUCGGUCAUCGUACUGGAUCACGGUGAUCCAACAAUGUUUGAGACGUUUUGGCGCGGACCGAUUGGGGAGAGCGCUACACUCGUGAUUCCAGCAUGGCAGACGAUGAGUUACUUCUCCGAUGUCGGGAACCUCUGCUGGUUCCUUGAGCCUAGCUUUGAGCGUGAGGUGCGCCGCCUCCACCGCAUCGUCGGCAACGCCACCACCGAGGGCUACCAUGUCCUCGUCGGCACCGGAUCCUCGCAGCUCUUCCAGGCCGCACUCUAUGCGCUGGCCCCACCCACUUCUGAUGCGCCCAUCAGCGUCGUAUCCCCCACCCCCUUCUACUCCAUGUACCCAUUCAUGACGGACUUCCUCAACUCGGGGCUUUACCGAUGGGCCGGCGAUGCCAACGCAUUCGACGGCAACGACUACAUUGAGGUUGUGUGCUCACCAAACAACCCUGACGGUGGCAUCCACGAGGCUGUCCUCAAGUCCAAGUCCGGCAAGACCAUCUACGACUUGGCUUACUACUGGCCGCAGUACACUCCCAUCACCCACAUGCUCGCCCACGACAUCAUGCUCUUCACCGUGUCAAAGUGUACGGGCCAUGCCGGCACGAGGAUAGGGUGGGCCUUGGUGAAGGACAAGGAGGUGGCACAGAAGAUGAACAAGUUCAUGGAGCUAAACACCAUCGGCGUGUCCAAGGACGCGCAGCUGCGCGCUGCCAAGAUACUCGAGGCAGUCGUCGAUGGCUAUGAGCGCCAGCCUACCACCACAGCUGCUGUCGGUGGGGACGCCAACCUCCUCUUCCAUUACGCGCGGCGGAAGAUGACGUCCCGUUGGCGUACACUCCGUGAUGCCGUGGCAGCCUCCGACAUCUUUAGCCUCCCCGAGGAGGUCGCCGGCUUCUGCACCUUCACCAAGGACACUGCCAUCGCUAAUCCUGCAUUCGCCUGGUUGCGCUGUGAGAAACAAGAAGUGGAAGACUUAGAGAGCUUCUUGCGUGAGAACAAGAUCAUAACUCGCGGCGGGACUAAGUUCGGAGCCGGUCGAAAGGUGGUCAGGAUCAGUAUGGUCGACACUGAUGAAGCAUUCGGUAUAUUCGUUGAUCGCCUUGCCACCAUGAAAUGAGGACGCCAAACCAGUGAAUGACGUGUUAUUGGUUUUUAGCUCUUUAUUUUCACAUCUCCCUGCUUAGGGACCGAUCGAUGAGUCCUGUUUAUGCCACGUACAUGCACAUUAUUGGUGUGGGUUAUGUGCUGGCAUAUGUAUUUUGGUGUUUCGGAGCAUAAUCGUAUUGAUUAUUCGAAUACUGAACUUAGUGAUCAAGCUAAAUAUUUAUGUUUUUC
Molecule: messenger RNA, 1594 nt
Organism: Hordeum vulgare subsp. vulgare (domesticated barley)
Lineage: Eukaryota; Viridiplantae; Streptophyta; Magnoliopsida; Poales; Poaceae
Product: tryptophan aminotransferase-related protein 1-like
Exons: 5
Coding region: 54-1376 (440 amino acids)
Biological process (GO): amino acid metabolic process
Molecular function (GO): transaminase activity; carbon-sulfur lyase activity
Source: RefSeq, a predicted model, not a curated record